GGAGGAGCGGAGCGCACCAAACUGGGAGCGCACGGAAACUUGUAGAGAGCACUGUUAUUAACAUCAUUUCUUAUUUCUUUUCGUUUUUUAAAAUUCCCUGAAAGGAGAGAUACCAUUUUGAUACACCCCGUCCUUUGGUGCAUUUGGUUUUUGUUUUUUUUUCGCAAGAGCAUGACCAAUGCUGUCCCUAUGACUGAUUUUACUUGAGGCUAUAGGGGAGAAAGCGAAAUGGAGACGUUUACAAUACACGACAUGCUCCUGAAUUCAACUGACCUCAACAAGAUUUUAUGUAAUUUUGGGAUCAAGAACAUUUCGGAGUGCGAGAGCGAGCAGGAGCCCUCACCCGAACCUCAAGACAUCAACCAGACAGUGCGGAUCGUCCUCUACAGCCUCAUCUUCCUCCUCAGCGUCCUGGGCAACAGCCUCAUCAUCGCCGUCCUGGUGAGGAACAGGCGCAUGAGGACCGUCACCAACCUCUUCCUCCUGUCUCUGUCCAUCAGCGACCUGAUGGUGUCCCUGGUCUGCAUCCCCUUCACUCUCAUCCCCAACCUCAUGAGGGACUUCGUCUUUGGCACCGGCAUAUGCAAGCUGGUCAUGUACUUCAUGGGUGUCUCAGUGAGCGUUUCCACAUUCAACCUGGUGGCCAUUUCCCUGGAGCGCUACAGCGCCAUUUGCAACCCACUGACCUCCAGGACGUGGCAGACCAAGUCCCACGCCGCCAAGGUCAUCACUGCCACCUGGGUGGUGUCCUUCAUCCUGAUGCUGCCCUACCCGAUUUCCAGCACCCUCAAACCCUUCACCCGACGCAACAACAGCACCGGGCACAUGUGCCGCCUGGUGUGGCCCAAUGACGUCAUCCAGCAGUCCUGGUACGUGUCCCUGUUGUUGCUGCUCUUCCUAAUCCCCGGGAUCGUCAUGAUGACAGCCUAUGGACUCAUUUCUCUAGAGCUCUACCGGGGAAUCAAAUUUGAGGUGUCCAACAGGAAAUCUAGCAGAGACAGACAAUCCAGCACCGGCAGCAUCAAGCCCGGAGACAGUGACGGCUGUUAUAUGCAGCCGUCUAAAAGGAAGAGCAUCACAGGCAACUCCACCAACUCCAGCAGCAAACCCAUGGUGGGCCGUGUGUGUGGCAGCAGCUCUACAGCCAACCUGAUGGCCAAGAAGCGCGUGAUCCGCAUGCUCCUGGUCAUCGUCUUCCUCUUUUUCCUGUGCUGGACCCCCGUCUUUGUGGUCAAUGCUUGGCAGGCUUUCGACCGGCGCUCGGCCUACCGCCUGACCGGCGCCCCCAUCUCCUUCAUCCACCUGCUCUCCUACACCUCGGCCUGCGUCAACCCCAUCAUUUACUGCUUCAUGAACAAGCGCUUCCGCCAGGGCAUGCUGUCCACGUUCACCUGCUGCAGCUGCUUGAGGAGCGGCGAAGGGAGCAGCGGCUUAGGGAGGUCAGCUGGAAUCGGAAUGGCUAAAGGGGAAACGGGCAGAUCUAGACCGGGGCCAGUGGCCACUGAGCAGAAUGGUCAUACCCCGCCAAGUGGAGCAAGCACACGAUUCACCUACACCGGCAUCCGUGCAUCAGCCUGGAGUGAGCUGACUUAAACUGGAUUGAUAUGUGUAUGUGUGUGUGUUUGUGUGUAAGAGCUCCGGCCUGAGAGCACACACUUAAAGGGAAUCUAUUGUGUUUUAACGUGAAGCCCUCAAAGUGCUUAUAGGACUAGUUUAUGAGCAUCUAUGUCGCUUUAGCUUGGAGUGGGUACAACAGUUAAUGACUGUGGAGCAAAAUCGAUGUACUUUCAGUGCUUUCACAACAGAUCAACACAGCCAGAUGUUUCCCUAAGGCUUGCAGUGUCCAGGGUGGAUGCCUUGGUCAGGUUUUUAUGAAGCAGAAUACCAAUUUAUGUAGUUAACCACUCUCCUUAUACUCCCUUUAACAAGUGGCAAAUACGUCUGGUGGUUGAUGUUGUCAACCGUUCUUAAAGAUCGGUUGACAAAAGAAUCUCACCUUAAGAGCAAUUUGAUUACUGGUCUGGAGUCAUCAUCUUCAUCCGCAGAUCGACUAGUCCAGCCCAGUUCACGUCCACGUUAAAGAAUGACCUUUGAAACUUAACUUUGAAGCCAACGUGGUCCUUAAAGUGCUCAGAAAAAAGGGGAAUUUGCUAAUUAAGGUCAUGCGAUAUGAUCAAAAGCUCUUAAACAGCUACUAAACAGAGGUCGAGAUUGCUUCCAGGAAGUCGAGAUCGGACUACCAGUUUUAGCAAGUUUAGCUCCCUCAAUAACAAAUCAUGUAUAAUUUCCCCUGACCACAUUAAGCACGCACAUUUUCAUUUUUAUAUGUAUUUUUCCUUCUUUCCAGGCAGCCAUUGGUCUCCUAAUGCAGCUUUAAAGAAAUUGUUUCACAUUUUGAGAAACUGCUUGUCGAGAGCUAGAUGAGAAGAUCGAUGGGGCUAAAGCUGGGAGGCAGUUAGUUUAGCGAUUAGCAAGACUGGUAGCAACGGGAAGCAGCUAGCCUGUCAAUACCUGCCCAAACCCCUCUAUAAUCACUAUAAUUAACACUUUGCAUGGCAUGUGUUUAAUCCUUCACUCCAACUGAAGUGGUAAAAAAACGGGAAGCUCUUCCUGUUGGUGUACUAAUGCUCUGUA
Morone saxatilis (striped sea-bass) is the source of this 2634-nucleotide messenger RNA. RefSeq names its product cholecystokinin A receptor (gene cckar). Gene Ontology annotation, cellular component: membrane. The transcript is spliced from 5 exons. Gene Ontology annotation, molecular function: neuropeptide receptor activity; gastrin receptor activity. The coding region runs from base 229 to 1593 and encodes 454 amino acids. NCBI's taxonomy places the organism in Eukaryota, Metazoa, Chordata, Actinopteri, Moronidae. Gene Ontology annotation, biological process: neuropeptide signaling pathway. The record is from RefSeq and is a predicted model, not a curated record.